Messenger RNA from Fomitopsis serialis, 1598 nucleotides. RefSeq lists its product as uncharacterized. Lineage: Eukaryota; Fungi; Basidiomycota; Agaricomycetes; Polyporales; Fomitopsidaceae. The coding region runs from base 360 to 1328 and encodes 322 amino acids. The transcript has 21 exons. The record is from RefSeq and is a predicted model, not a curated record.
CUGUCAGAUCUCUCCAUCGUCAGGUAAGUAUGCGCAGUAUGUUUUUGGGAUUCAAUCAUCGCGAAUGAAAUUCCCUCAUCGCUUCAGCCUUCGGGGUUGCAGAUACGGUACGCAUCUGUCAUUGAAGACGGCUGCGAAGCUUACGUUCCGUUACUCAGUACUCAUCCUUAGGUCCAUUAGUUAACGGUGUGUGGACGAGUGAAAUGGAGGCAGAUCUUACAUGCCAGCAACACAUGCAUUGUUUGACACGAACAUGAUUUCACAACAAAGUCAUGCUGAUGAUUGUAUAUAGCCUGCUCUCAAGAUGACCUGGUCUACUACGACGUGGCGAACAGUACUCAUCCCAAGGCUCAACGACCAUGACGACUCCGGCUGGGCAGCCUAACCUUGGUCCUAGCAUUGGAAGCCUGCUUAUUGCAGCGAUAUGCUCGGCGAUGCUCUAUGGAUCCUCGUGCGCUCAAUUCGCGUAUUAUCUGCGUCACUACCUGGAUCGAGACAGAUUACCCAUGAGGUGCCUUGUUCUCUUCGUAUGGUUGCUUGAUACGAUUGUUACCAUUUCUGAUAUCUGCAUUAUCUGGUUCUUUGUUGUCACAAAUCACGGCAACCUAUCAAGCCUUCUCGUCACCCCGAGGGUUUUCGAGUUGGAGUACACAACCAUAGUUGUGACGACUUGCGUAGUGCAGCUGUUUUACGUCUCUCAAAUAUGGCAAUUGCUCCGUGAAUCCUCCUCGCGACUGAAGCUAGUUAUUACUGUGGCACCAGUAGUGCUUUCGCUCGUGUCUCUCGCGUUCACCGUCGAGGAUGUAUAUACGAUUGCUACGAAGACCGACUGGCUCAUCUCAAAAUCCAUUACACUCUCCACCCCUUGGACAACGAGCCGCGUCUGGAGUGACGCAGUGGCAGAUGUCUGCAUUUGUAUCGCUCUUUCGUGGUUGUUGAGAAAGAAAAAGACGGGUAUCAGAGAAACUGAUAAUAUGAUCGGUAAACUCGUCACAUCCAUCAUCAACCGCGGAAUUCUCUCGAUGAUUGUACAGAUUGUGCUAUGUGGAACGUAUGUAAGCUCCAUAAAGCAAAAUGCUCUUGUAUGGAUGGUACCCCACUGCGCAGGAUGCAAAAUCUACGUGAACUCGAUGUUGGCUGUUCUGAAUGCCCGUCAACACGUCAAGAAAGGGCGUGCCAGUGUUGAUAUCAAUAUGAUCAAUCUCACGGGAAGCAACAAGGUAUCCGAGACGAACUGCUCGCUCGACGUGCAUCCAUGCACGGCCCGAUCCACCUCAGGCUCCACACCAAGGACGAGGGGCUGCGUGGGGGAGGCCAAAACGACCUGAGUGUGUGUCACACGGACUCCAUGUUUCGGGGUCCUGCAUCAAGGCAUGCACGCCCCCUCUAAUAAGUAGGUUGGUGCCUCGUAGUAGUAGAUGCUCUGCACGGCCACGAUCACAUCGCCCCUGUCGUUCAAGAUAAUUCCUUCCAUACCUGCAGAACGCAUGGUCAGAUGCAUUGCUGCGCCGGUAGAUAUUGACGUCUAGUUGUUUCAGUGUGUCGAAGUCGUCAUAUGUAGUGAUCGGAUGAAAACUUCAUCAACAUCAACAUCAACA